UCCACUCACUCUCUCUCUCUCUCUCUCUCUCAAGAUCUUUCUCUCUCGCUCUCUCUGCGCGUCCGAAUUUGAACCAGAAUUAGAAUUCAGUGCUCCAACAGUCUCCGGUUGAAUUGAAUUACGAAUACUCGAAAUCGAUUCCUCUUCGGUUGCUCUUGUUUGGGGACGAAGACCGCGAUUGGGGAGACGUCGACGAGCUGCUCUCCUCGGCGAGCGAGCGAAAUCGGCUUCCAGGUUUCCCUUUUUCUGCUCUUUAAUUUCUCGCUUAUUUUCUCUUCUUUAUUUUGUGCCCAAGAAAAAAUUAGGGUUUUUGCUGCUGCAUUUGUUUUGUUUUGAAUUGCAUUCAAUUGAAAUCGCGUUUAGCAAUGGAGGUGGGUUAUUACGGUAUGCCAUUGGGUUUUCGGUUUCAUCCUACUGAUCAAGAAUUGGUCAGUUCCUAUCUUCGCGAUAGAGCCCUCUCCGGAAAGCCCUUGGGCAAGCCGUUUAUUCAAGAGUUCAAUCUCUUCGGACAAACACCACCGUGGGUGGUUUGGGAGCAGUUCGGCGGAAAUUCCCUACUCGAUCAGGAAUUGUUCUUCUUCUACGAGCUGCGUUCUAGAAGUGACAGCGAUAGCCGCAGCAAACGCCAGAUUGAAGCCGGAGGCACUUGGAGCGAAAUAUCCUCCGACAAAGUUUUAGGUUUGGACGGAAUUCCAAUCGGGGAUAAAGGGCAUUUCAGGUAUAACAACAAGGGUUCUAAUAACAAUGGCGGCUGGCUGUUAGAAGAGUACAGUCUUCUUCCUAAUGUAGUUGCUGGCCCAAAGGUCGUUCUUUCCCGACUUAAAAGGAAUCUGAGGUCUAGGUGUGGAAGCAAGAUGAAUUCCUCAAGUCCAACUCACGACUUCAAUGAGAAGCCACCGAUUAAGAGGGCAAGAAAAGAAGUAUCGAAUGAGAAGCCGCUGAUUAAGAGAAAGAGAGCAAGAAAAGAACCGGGUUCACAAAAACAUUCUAAUGUAAAUGUGAUCACCAAUGCCCCUGCUGUUGUGCCUUUUGUUGGAAUUGAAAGCAAUAUGAUUACUGACACUAGGUAUGAUGAUCAGGAGUGCAUAACCAACAUUAACGGCAAUAUGAAGCCGACUGAUUUCUCUGAUCCGGAUAGUGUGAUAUUGAUGAGUGAUGUUCCUUCUUAUCCCAUAUGCUUGGACAGCGACACUAGCAAUCACAACCAGGGGUGCAUAAGCUACAUUAAUGGAAAUGUGAUGCCCUUUCCCACUCAUAUUUCAGAUCAUGAAUAUGUGCCACUGAUGAGUGAUGUUCCUUCUUCUCUGAUAUUCUUGGGCGGCAGGGAAUAUCCUUUAGAUGGUGAAGCAGUGCGUGGAGACGUUAAAGAAUGGUUGACAACGCUUGAAGGUAAAUUGCCCCAGGAGUGGCCUCAAAUUGACGAAUUCAGCAAACUGUUAGAUGGGUUCAAUUACUGGACAGACUGUUUGUGGAUGAGCAAUUCUCUGAAUGAUCAAUAG
This is a messenger RNA of Pyrus x bretschneideri (Chinese white pear), 1499 nucleotides long. RefSeq names its product NAC domain-containing protein 7-like. The transcript has a single exon. NCBI's taxonomy places the organism in Eukaryota, Viridiplantae, Streptophyta, Magnoliopsida, Rosales, Rosaceae. Gene Ontology annotation, biological process: regulation of DNA-templated transcription. The record is from RefSeq and is a predicted model, not a curated record. Gene Ontology annotation, molecular function: DNA binding. The coding region runs from base 366 to 1499 and encodes 377 amino acids.